Messenger RNA from Macadamia integrifolia, 2918 nucleotides. RefSeq names its product BTB/POZ domain-containing protein At5g47800-like. The record is from RefSeq and is a predicted model, not a curated record. The transcript has 7 exons. NCBI's taxonomy places the organism in Eukaryota, Viridiplantae, Streptophyta, Magnoliopsida, Proteales, Proteaceae. The coding region runs from base 952 to 2724 and encodes 590 amino acids.
CUUCCUCUUUUCCUUUCCCAUUUUCUCCCCACACCUCUCUUUUCGUCAUUUCUCCAAGUUAGAGAGAGAGAGAUAGAGCCCACUUGCAUGCUUUUCAAUUACAAUCAUGGUCACAAAAUGCAGGGGAAGGGCAGAGGAUGAUUGGAGAAGAGGGCUUGGUUUUCCUUCAUCCAUUGAAGCAGUCUGUAUGAUAGUGACUGCAUUAUAGAUGAUGAUGCAUUACUCUGUUGACUAAACCAACAAAACCAACCCAAAUUCCUUUCUCUUAUUCUCAUCAACUCAUUCCAAUUCUUUGUCUCCUUAGGGUUGGGGGAACCCAAAAUCCUUUCCCUUAUUCCCAUCAACUCAUGCCUAGUCUUUGUCUCCUUGGGGUUGGGAGCUGGCUCACUUUUCUUACUAAAACAGCUAAACCCACCACCCAAUUUCUUUCCCUUAUUCUCAUCAACUCAUGCUUUUGUCCUUGCCUCCUUGGGUUUAGGGCUCACUUUUUCUUUGGAUCCCUCAAUUUCCUACUAAUACACAAGUGUAGUAUAGUGUAGAACACCAACCGAUUACCUUUGUGUGUGUGUGUGUGAGCUGUGAGGAUUCACAUACGCACAUGCAUGAAACACUUAUUGGUUCUUGUCAUAUACUCGCGUGUUUAUGUGUGUUCUUAUAGGGAGUUUGAAAUUUCUGGGUUUGGAGCAGAAAGUGGUUUCUGAAGUCAGGAGUCUAAGGGACAGAGUUGCAGAUUUCUUUAUCACAGAUGGUAGCCAAGGAUGAGAACCACACUGCGAGGGUUAGGUUCUGUAGCUCUAGAGCCAGGAAAGAGGAAAGCUUGUGAUAUUCUUGUUUGUUUGAGGGUUUCCUUCAGGGAAGAUUUUGAAGGUCAAGGAGCAUGAAAUACUUUUGAGAUAACAAAAUUUAGAUGAUAUGUCAUGACAUUUGUUAGCGAAAGAAACAAGCAUAAAAAUGAAGUUUAUGAAGAUUGGGAACCGGCCAGAUAUCUUCUACACAGAAGAGGCUAGAAGGUCUGUAUCUUCAGAUGUACCCAGUGACCUCAUCAUACAAAUCAACAACACUACAUAUCUACUUCAUAAGUAUCCACUUCUUCCUAAGUGUGGGCUCUUACAACGACUUAGUUCUGAUGGUGAUGAUCCUAGCAAAGUUCCACUCGAGCUUCAUGAUAUUCCUGGAGAAGAGGAGGCUUUUGAGCUAUGUGCCAAAUUCUGCUAUGGAAUUACAAUCAACCUGUGUGCUCAUAACUUUGUCCCUGCAUUCUGUGCUGCAAACUUCCUUGGGAUGACUGAAUCAGUUGAGAAGGGAAAUUUUGUAUUGAAACUUGAAACCUUCUUCAAGUCGUGCAUCCUUGAAGGUUGGAAAGACUCUGUUGUCACUCUACAGACUGCUGAAAAGCUGUUUGAGUGGUCCGAAAAUCUUGGAAUCAUUAGACAGUGCAUAAACUCAAUUGUUGAGAAAAUUCUUAUGCAACCCUCAAAGGUUACAUGGUCCUACACUUACACCAGACUGGGAUACACGGGAAAACAUCACCACUCUGCCCCGAAGGAUUGGUGGACGGAGGAUAUAUCCAAUCUUGACAUAGACCUUUUUCGUACUAUAAUUGCUGCCAUCAGAUUGACAAAGAUGCUCUCACCACAGCUUAUUGGUGAAGCUUUGCAUGUCUAUGCAUGUCGAUGGCUACCAGACACAUCACAGAGCAGUCUCCCAGAGACUUCAGUAUCUCAAACUGAAUCAGCAGUGGAGAAGCAUAAGCAGAUACUAGAGACUAUUGUGAACAUGAUUCCAUCUGAUCAUGGCUCAGUAUCAAUUGGUUUCCUGUUAAGGCUCCUCAGCAAGGGAAAGAUUCUUGGGGUGUCUCCUUCAACAAAGACUCAGCUCAUAAGGAGAUCUGGUCAGCAGUUAAUGGAGGCAACAGUUAAGGAUCUGCUCUUUCCUUCACACUUAUCUUCUGAUCGGCAUUUCUAUGAUACCGACUUGGUAUUGGCAGUAUUAGAAAGUUUCUUGUUGCAAUGGCGAAGGCAAGCCUCUCCAGGAGAUGGUGAUUCUCUAAGGGUUAUAAGGAAGGUGGCACAGCUUAUCGAUUCUUACCUCCAGGUUGUCGCAAGGGAUGUCAACAUGCCAGCAUUGAAGAUAGUCACUCUUGCAGAAUCCUUACCAGAGAUUGCCCGGCCAAGGCAUGAUGACUUGUACAGGGCAAUUAACAUAUAUCUCAAGGAGCACCCAGAUCUAAGCAAGUCAGAGAAAAAGCGUCUCUGCCGGAUUCUAGACUGCCAGAAAUUGUCCCCUGAAGUAUGUGCACAUGCAGUAAGAAAUGAACGGCUGCCACUGAGAACUGUUGUGCAAGUCCUGUUCUACGAACAAGAGAGAGGUGCAGGGCCAACAACUCAUGAGCCAAAACCAGCCGAGAAGAACCCUGAAGAAGAGCAUCCUCAAUCAGUUACCAGGGGCGACAAUCAUGGAAGGUUGAAAUCAGGACUGGAGGAACAAUUUGGUGGGGUUGAGAGUGUUAGGAAGGCCACAAGCCCAAGCUUAGUGGAAAGAGUGCAUCGCAGAACGAUCAAAUCGGAUGAAAGGCAGCAACUGGAGUUGGAAACGAAGGCGGGGAUGGGGAAUCUAAGAGAGACUGGAGAGGAAGGUAUGUCCAGAAGCCUGUCGGAGUCUAACAAGACCACAGGAAGGAAAAUUAAAUCAGAUCUUAGCCAUAAAAGAGGUGGGAACAGAUAGUUUUAUAAGCUAGAGAGCUUUCUAUCUGUUGCUAUAUUUCCUUAUCUUCUGUUCUACAUUUUUCAAUAUAUGGUAAAUAAUAUUCUUAUACAUUCACCCUGGACUGUAAUCCAAGUUGUCGAUCAGGAAACAAAGUAGAGAAAUUUUAAAUAUAGGGAUUCAAUGCCUAUUUGAUUAAUUACUUGCAUUUCCUA